This is a messenger RNA of Diversispora eburnea, 2178 nucleotides long. NCBI's taxonomy places the organism in Eukaryota, Fungi, Glomeromycota, Glomeromycetes, Diversisporales, Diversisporaceae. The record is from the annotation of a GenBank genome assembly.
AUGCCAACUACUACAAGACCUAAUCCUUCAGAACUUUCAUUAUCUUAUUUAAAGUCGUUAACAAAUAUUGAAGAUAUUCAAGAAUGCUUGAGAAUUUUAGAUUUAGAAGAAAACCAAGUUGACCUUAAUUUAGAUGAAAUAUUAGAUAAAAGACCACAACUUGAAAAUGAAUUGGAUAAAUUAAAGGUUCUUAGACCACAAUUAGGAACGCUUCAUUCACAAGCAGCCGAUUUGUUAAAUAUUAUUAAUGGUACAUCUAAUGUAGCAGAAAGAAUAAGUGCACAAGUUAGACAAUUAGAUUUAGAACAAUCACGAGUUCAACAAACCAUUAAACAAGUAGAAGAUGUACAAGAACUUAAACAAUGUAUAAUGGGAGUUCAUCAAGCAAUUUAUAUUAAGGAUUAUGAAUCAGCCGCAUCAUAUAUAAAUAGAGCAUCAAUAUUAGAUCCCAAAAUAUUAAAUGGGGAAUUUGCAGAAAUUGCAGUUCCAUCAUCAGAAUAUCCGGAUAUUCCAACAAAGACUUUAUCAGAUGCCAAAGGGAAUUUAUUUGAAAUAUUUUCUAAAGAAUUUGAUUUAGCGGUUAAAGUUAAAGAUGAAAAUAAUAUAAGUCGAUUUUUUAGAUUAUUUCCUUUACUAGGAAAAGAAACUGAAGGAUUAGAUAAAUAUUCAAAAUUUGUUUGUAGUAUUAUUUCUGGAAAGAAUCAAGAAAAUUUGGCAGAAAUUGCGGUGGGAACUAAUUUUUAUGGAUAUGCUCUUCUUAAAUUAUAUGAAAAUAUUGCAACAAUUAUUAGUCAACAUCAAUUAGUAGUUGAAACGCAUUAUGGACAAGGUAAAAUGAUUAGAGUAAUUGAAAGACUUCAAGAAGAAUGCGAUAAACAAAGUAGAAUAAUAUUAGAUAUUUUUUGUGAUGAAAGACAAGUAUCAGAUAUUAAAAUAUAUAAUUCCACGCCUAAAAAGCCACUUGGACCUCAACGUCCAGGACAACCAAGAGAUAUUGAUAAUAUGCCAGAUCCAAGAGAACUCGAUAUUAUAUUAAAUGAAUUAGCAAUGAUUAGUGCAAGGACUCAUCUUUAUUACCAAUUUAUAGAAGCAAAUGUUGAUGUUUCUUUAAUUGGCAAAGAUAUUGAUAAUUAUGAUCCAACAGAAAUAAUACGAAUCAGUGGUUUAUCAAAACAAUUAAAGUCUUUAAUGGGUGAUUUCCUUGUUAUGGAAGAAUAUUUCUUUAGGAAAGCGAUCGAAAAGGCCAUGAAAAUUGAUAAAUAUGAAGAAGGAAAUAUUACGUCUAGUUGUGUUGGUGAUGUUUUUUAUAUACUUAGAGAAUGCCUUACUCGAAUAAUUUCAACUUCAGAUAUUGAAUGUUUGACUACGAUGGUAAAUUUAAUCAAUCACAGUUUAGAAGUUGAUUAUAUCACAAUGUUCCAAAAGAGACUUUUAACGGCUUUCGCUACAACUGAACCAAAAGAUUCAAAAAUUGGUUAUAUGAUUUUACUUAAUAAUUUGGAUGUGAGUGCGGAAUACAUGCGACAACUUAUAUCUGAACUUUUAGCAUUAUCAUCACCCAUCAAUAACGAUAAUUCAGAAAAGGCUCAAAAAUGUUUUUCAUGGUUAAAUACUAAUACAACUAAUAAAUUUAAGCAGAUUUUAAUGAGUGGAAUUGAACAGCUUUUUGCGCAAAUUGUAAAACCACGGAUUCGACCAAUAUUACAAGAUGCUUAUAAGGAUAUCAAAUAUGUGCUUAAUGAAUAUGAAUAUCAUGAACAAGAAGCAAAUGAUGGAUUUGCUAAACGAGUUGUAUUGGGUUUUGAUUCUCUCGUUCAAAUUUAUCAGUCAACGUUCUCAGAGAAUAAUUAUAAUCAAAUGAUGAUGUAUAUAUUGGAAUCUGUAACUAGUAUGUGGGAAAAAACUUUUGGAUCUUUACGAUUCGAUAAAGAUUUAAGAGCUGUAACCAAUUAUUUUUCUACAAAGAUGCAAUGGCCAUUUAGAGAUAGGUUUACUAGAUUGAAUCAAAUAUCAAUGUUAUUAAAUUUAGAAUCACUCUCUGAAAUUCACGAUUAUUGGGGUAGCACUACAAAAUCCUCAAAUACUAUCACUUGGAGAUUGACUGUUACCGAAGCAAAGAAAGUUAUUGGAUUAAGAAUUGAUUUCGAUCCCGAGGAAGUUUCAAAAUUAAAAUUAUAA